GAGAAAAAAAAAGGGAUGUUGCGGCCAACCCCGUCUCAGAUCGUGCAAAGUCAAGCGCUGUGUUAUUUCCUGUUUAUGCAGGGAGACAUACAGGGCCGCCGGGGCUGGAGCGGCGAGUGGAAGGGGCGCACAGUCGGCCUGGAGGGGUCAGCGGAUUGCCGGAGCUGCGGCGCGGGUGGGAGGGGGCAAGAGAAGGGAGAGAGGGAGAGAGACGGGGGGGGGGACCCGCUCACUCGGUCCUCCGCCGUGUGUGUAUUUUUUUUUUUUCCUCGGCUCGCUCGGCAGUCGGGGCCUGGUGUGCGUAUGUCAUUUCCUGUUUGUGCUGCGCCGAGUUCCUUUGUGGAUCUCCAGUAGCCGAACGGGGCCUGGUCCUCUUCGAGCGGCGGGGCUGCGAGCGGAGCGGAAUCGGAGAGAAAAAGAACAGAAUCCGAACCGAAUCCGGGCGGAGUGAGGGUGUCACGGAGAGGAGAAGACGAAGAGCGGAGGGAAAAAAAGGAGAGAGAGAGUGAGGCGGCGCGGUGGUAGAGGGGGGGGGGAGAGGUUAAUAAAAGAUAAUAUAAGCGGACCUAACGAGAAGGAGAGGAAAGACGCCAGCGUUUCGGCUGGAGGAGACGGUUACAAAAAAGUCACCUCCCCACCCCUCCCUCCUUCUCUCUCUCUCUCUCCCCCCUCCUCACCAAACACCCCCCAAAAAAUAACCCCAAACUGCACCCCUCGCAGCGGGCAAGUCGGCUCCCGGGUGUCCACCCGUCGGAGGAGCGCUUGGGGGCGCAUGAAGCCGGCGGACCGGGCUGCUCUCCGUCUCCGGAAGGUGCCCUGAGGAAGUGCCAGACGGCGUGUCCAUCUCUCUCGGGCGGCAGGACGGAGUGGGCGAACGGCGACUGAUCGUCUCCCAGCAGUUGCCCCCCCUCCCUCCCUCUGCUGAGCAGCGUGUGGCACCUCGCACCCCUCCCCCUCCCCCCCGCCCCGAGCCCCAGCCCCCAGCAUGAAUGAAGUGACGGUCGUUCGGGAAGGCUGGCUCCAGAAGAGAGGAGAGUACAUUAAGACCUGGAGGCCGCGGUACUUCAUCCUGAAAAGCGAUGGCUCGUUCAUCGGCUACAAGGAGAAGCCGGAGACCUCGGAUCACAUCCUGCCGCCUCUGAACAACUUCUCCGUGGCAGAAUGCCAGCUGAUGAAGACAGAGAGGCCCCGCCCCAACACCUUCGUCAUCCGGUGUCUGCAGUGGACCACCGUGAUCGAGCGCACGUUCCAUGUGGACAGCCCCGAGGAGAGGGAGGAAUGGAUCCGUGCGAUCCAGGCUGUGGCCAACGGCCUGAAGAACCGUGAGCCCGAGGAGGAGCCCAUGGACAUCAAGUUCGGCUCGCCCAGCGACAACUCCGGCGCCGAGGAGAUGGAAGUGGCCAUGAGCAAGUCGCGCUCCAAAGUGACUAUGAGUGACUUCGACUACCUGAAGCUGCUGGGCAAGGGCACCUUCGGGAAGGUCAUCCUGGUCCGAGAGAAGGCCACGGGAAUGUACUACGCCAUGAAGAUCCUGCGCAAGGAGGUCAUCAUCGCCAAAGAUGAAGUAGCGCACACGGUGACUGAGAGCAGAGUGCUGCAGAACACGAAGCACCCUUUUCUGACGACACUAAAGUACGCCUUCCAGACCCACGACAGGCUGUGCUUUGUCAUGGAAUAUGCCAAUGGAGGGGAGCUCUUCUUCCACCUCUCGCGAGACAGAGUCUUCACGGAAGACCGUGCGCGUUUCUACGGAGCGGAGAUCGUGUCGGCGCUGGAGUACCUGCACUCCAGGAAUGUGGUCUACAGGGACCUCAAGCUGGAGAACCUCAUGUUGGACAAAGACGGCCACAUCAAGAUCACGGACUUCGGCCUCUGCAAAGAGGGCAUCACGGACGGGGCCACCAUGAAGACCUUCUGCGGCACCCCAGAGUACCUGGCGCCCGAGGUGCUGGAAGAUAACGAUUACGGGCGCGCGGUGGACUGGUGGGGCCUGGGAGUCGUCAUGUAUGAAAUGAUGUGCGGGCGGCUGCCCUUCUACAAUCAGGACCACGAGCGGCUCUUCGAGCUCAUCCUCAUGGAGGAGAUCCGCUUCCCGCGCAACCUCUCCCCCGAGGCCAAGGCGCUGCUCGCCGGCCUGCUGAAGAAAGACCCCAAGCAGAGGUUGGGAGGAGGGCCUGAGGAUGCCAAAGAAGUGAUGAGCCACAAAUUCUUCACCCCUAUUAACUGGCAGGACGUCCUGCAGAAGAAGCUCAUCCCCCCGUUCAAGCCCCAGGUGACGUCGGAGACGGACACCCGAUACUUCGACGACGAGUUCACCGCUCAGACCAUCACGGUCACGCCUCCGGACAAAUAUGACAGCCUGGAUGCGGAGGACCCCGAUCAGCGCACUCACUUCCCACAGUUCUCCUACUCCGCCAGUAUAAGGGAGUGAGCGGGCGGCAUGGACAGCCAGCACGGACAGGAGCCAUCCAGAGACUGAUGGAAACACUCAGAGCAGAGCAGCCCUGUAGCCCUGCCUCACCGGGUACCACACUAACGCAGAACAGCCGCCACAGCAACACACACUCACACACACACCCCUGGACUGUCACGCAGCGACAUGCACGCCCACAAGCUACACACCUCCCACAGACUGCAGGAAGAAAUAACCCUUAGCUGAAAAGUUUUUUUUCUUCUUCUUAAGAAAAAAACCCGAAAAAGAUAAAAUCUAUAUAUUUUUAAACAUUUUUCCGAUUGUUACAGUUUUAAAAGCCAUAUGCAGCGAUUUACAAGUGCUCUUUUGGAACUGGCUGUUACCAAUAGUAUUGAACUGUUCCUCCUGGGUCGCUUGGAAAGGAGUGGAGGCGGUUGGCCAAUUGGUGCCCUCUGAUCCCACAUGUGUGUGCGUAUGUGUGUGUUUGUAUAUUUAUAUAUUGCUGUAGAUGUGUGUGUAUAUAUCUAUACAGAUGCACGGUUUUGCCUUUAAAGGAAGAGGGAAUUGUGAUUUUGCGGGCAGGAUUGUCCAGUGCUUCAUUUCCAGAUGUUGCAGACUGGAAGCCGCAACACUUGUCUGUCUCAUGUCCCCCCCCCCCCUCCCAGCGCCGCAGGGCCACUCGUAUGCAGUAGUGUAGCCCAGUCGCCCGCUGUGGGUGGGGGGGCGGAGGCAAAGUACGGGGUGUGGGGGGGCUUCAAGAGGUCCCUGCUUGAGUUACACUCACAGUCCCUUAUCUGCUACUGUGAAUCCAAGAAUACCCAACCAGCCGUUCCUUGAUGGAACCUGGAACACA
Molecule: messenger RNA, 3266 nt
Organism: Lepisosteus oculatus (spotted gar)
Lineage: Eukaryota; Metazoa; Chordata; Actinopteri; Semionotiformes; Lepisosteidae
Gene: akt2
Product: v-akt murine thymoma viral oncogene homolog 2
Biological process (GO): protein phosphorylation
Cellular component (GO): nucleus; cytoplasm
Molecular function (GO): ATP binding; protein serine/threonine kinase activity
Source: RefSeq, a predicted model, not a curated record